AUGCCCGAGCUCGCGUAUACCCCCAUUGACGAAAUUGAAGAGAUUCAUGCGGAGCUUCGUGCAGGUUUCCGCUCGGGAAAGCUCAGGCCGAUAGAGUACCGCAAGUACCAACUUCUCCAGCUUAUAUAUCUUGUCAAGGACAACGCGGACCGUUUCGAGGAGGCGCUCAAGUUGGAUUUGGGUAAACCACCUCUUGAGAGCCGGUUCCUGGAGAUUAAUGCUGUAAUCAGCGAAGCCUACGUGGCCUACAAAGGUGUAGACACAUGGGCGAAACCGGAGAAGCCACCGUUCAGCUUGACUUUUGCUCCUAUGAGGCCUGUCGUGUACAAGACGCCCAAGGGCGUCGUGCUUAUCAUCAGCCCAUUCAACUAUCCUCUGUGGUUGGUUGUUAUCCCUUUGGCAGGAGCGCUGGCGGCGGGGAACGCGGUUCUACUUAAGCUAUCAGAGUCAAGUCCGGCAACGAGCGCUCUCCUUGCAGAACUCGUACCCAAGUACUUGGACCCGAGUCUUGUGAGAGUUGUCAACGGUGCUGUUCCAGAGACGACUAAGAUCCUUGAAUUGCCUUGGGAUCACAUCCUUUAUACUGGUGGAGGACGCGUCGGACGCAUCGUCGCCGCUGCUGCCGCCAAGCAUCUUACCCCCGUCACCCUCGAACUAGGUGGUAAAUCCCCCGUCAUCAUCGACCCGAAAUGUGACUUGAAAACAGCGGCGAAACGUAUCUUAUGGGGAAAGGUUGUCAACUCAGGUCAAACCUGUGCCGCUCCAGAUUACGUCCUCGUCCCACGAGCGUUCCAAGAUACCUUUGUUCAGGCUUUGAAGGAAACAUACAAAUCUUUCUACCCCGAGUCUGCCAAGGCCCCUGGGGUGUUUUCACGCAUUGUGACGCCGCAAGCCUUCAACAGAGUGAAAUCCCUCUUGGACAACACCAAGGGUGAGAUUGUGUUUGGAGGCGAGACGGAUGCGGAGACCAAGUUCAUUGCGCCUACUGUUAUCAAGAACGUUUCUGCGGACGAUUCUCUUAUGAGUGAAGAAAUCUUUGGGCCAUUGUUGCCAAUCAUCCCUGUGGAGGAUGUGGACGAGGCCAUCAGUUUUGUGAAUGAGCGUGACCACCCACUCGUGUUAUACGUCUUCUCUCAAGAUGCCGCAUUCAAGGCCAAGGUUUUCCAGAAUACGCAGAGUGGUGCAUGCGUUGCCAACGAGACUCUCAUUUACCUUGGUGCUGAUGGGCUACCUGUCGGCGGUAUUGGCGCGAGUGGAACAGGCGCACACAGGGGAAAGUUUGGCUUUGACACAUUCACACAUCAUAGGGCAUCGCUAGACUCACCCAGCUGGCUGACUUUAUUCUGGUUCAGGAUUGAUACCCUUCUCAAGUUCCGAUACCCCCCUUAUAACGUCAGCUGUCCUUCUGUCUUUCCUGUUUGCUAA
Laccaria bicolor S238N-H82 is the source of this 1425-nucleotide messenger RNA. Its product is annotated as NAD-dependent aldehyde dehydrogenase. Gene Ontology annotation, biological process: aldehyde metabolic process. The transcript is spliced from 11 exons. Gene Ontology annotation, molecular function: aldehyde dehydrogenase (NAD+) activity. Gene Ontology annotation, cellular component: cytoplasm. The record is from RefSeq and is a predicted model, not a curated record. NCBI's taxonomy places the organism in Eukaryota, Fungi, Basidiomycota, Agaricomycetes, Agaricales, Hydnangiaceae. The coding region runs from base 1 to 1425 and encodes 474 amino acids.